AUGGCUUUCACUACUCGCCUUAUCUCAUACACGCUCGUCGCACUCCUCAUGCUUCAAGGUCACAUUGUGCAAGUACGCGGUGACCAAGGAGGCCCACCCCCACCCGACUCUGGCGACGUGAAAGGUCCAGGUGGUGACAGCGGAUACCAAGGUGGAGAUGGCGGAUAUGGGUCCAACCAAUGGAACCCCCAGCACGGCCCUGAUGGUCAUCCCGGUCCCAAGCCCCCUGGCUCCUGGCCUCCCAAGCCCGAUACCCAAGUUCUUUGGGGCCAGUGCGGCGGAUAUUACUACUACGGGACGACCAAAUGCCCGCCUGGGUCAUACUGCCGCUGGUUCUCAGAUUGGUACUCGCAGUGCAAUCCCAACGACCAUGGCGCUCCUGACGACCACGACCACGACCACGACCACCCUUAA
Molecule: messenger RNA, 414 nt
Organism: Psilocybe cubensis
Lineage: Eukaryota; Fungi; Basidiomycota; Agaricomycetes; Agaricales; Agrocybaceae
Exons: 3
Coding region: 1-414 (137 amino acids)
Biological process (GO): carbohydrate metabolic process
Cellular component (GO): extracellular region
Molecular function (GO): cellulose binding
Source: RefSeq, a predicted model, not a curated record